This is a messenger RNA of Siniperca chuatsi (mandarin fish), 3739 nucleotides long. It is a transcript of the gene slc2a11a, whose product is annotated as solute carrier family 2 member 11a. NCBI's taxonomy places the organism in Eukaryota, Metazoa, Chordata, Actinopteri, Centrarchiformes, Sinipercidae. The record is from RefSeq and is a predicted model, not a curated record. Gene Ontology annotation, molecular function: hexose transmembrane transporter activity. Gene Ontology annotation, cellular component: membrane. The transcript has 12 exons. Gene Ontology annotation, biological process: monosaccharide transmembrane transport. The coding region runs from base 219 to 1760 and encodes 513 amino acids.
AAAGCCUUUAAUGCAGCUUUUUUUUUCUCCAAGCAACUAUCUCAGUUUUCACUCAGGACAAAAAUAUCUGAUUAAAUGAACACCCAGACUAAACAGGACAUUUCUUACACAUAAGCUGUAAAGUCAGACAAAUUCCUACAUAACUGACUGAAACAAGUCAGUGUUCCCCGAGCAGCCGAAACAGACGCCACAGUGUAGCAUUCGGGGUGGGAAGGAGGAUGAACAUCCAGACAGAUAGCAGCAUUACAGCCUUCGUCACACACUCCAUUCUGACGAGCAGUUCUCUGACAUUGGUGCUAAUGGUUGCUUCUGCAGCCAUUGGAGGAACUCUUCAAUAUGGCUACAACCUGGCCAUAAUGAAUUCUCCCACAACUUUUAUUCAAACCUUUAUCAAUGAGACAUUCCUGGAGCGCUGGGACAUCCAGUUGGAGGACUACCAGGUGACUCUGGUCUGGACAAUUAUUGUCUCCAUCUUCUCAUUGGGGGGCUUUGCAGGGGCUCUUAUUGCAGGACCCAUGACCAUACGCUUCGGGAGGAAGAAAUGCAUGUUGUUGAACAACAUUUUCCUCAUGACUGGUGCACUCUUAGCUGUGACAAGUAGAGCUGCCAAGUCUUUCGAGAUGAUCAUUAUCUCACGUGUCCUGGUUGGAAUAAACGCCGGGAUCAGCAUGAAUGUGCAACCCAUGUAUUUUGGAGAAAGUGCACCAAAGCAUUUAAGAGGGGCUAUCUCGUUGUCAUCAGCUGUUUUCACAGCAUUUGGUGUUGUGUUAGGACAGGUGGUCGGACUCAGAGAGAUUUUGGGCAGUGAGCCGUGUUGGCAGUAUCUUCUUGCCAGUAAUGCCAUUCCUGGCUUCAUUCAGCUCCUCACCCUGCCGUGGUUCCCAGAGAGUCCCAGAUACCUGUUCAUCGACAGGGGGGACAAGGAGGCUUGUAUUAACGCUUUGAGACGGCUGCGAGGCAGUGAGGUCCAGAACAGCGAGCUCGAUGAGAUCCUGCAGGAACAGGCUGAAACCAAAGGCAUGAGGCCCAGCCGACCCUGGGAGCUUUUUACUGAUCGCUCAGUGCGCUGGCAGCUCAUCUCUGUCAUGAUCAUCAGCAGCGCCAUGCAGCUCUGUGGUAACGACUCGAUUUACUUCUAUGCAUCAUAUGUAUUCAAAGAGGCUGGAGUAUCUGAUGAUAAAAUCCAAUAUAUCACAAUUGGCACUGGUACAUGUGAAUUCACAGCCUGUAUAAUGUGUAACCUGCUGAUUGAGCGCAAAGGUCGGAGGUUUAUGCUGAUGGUAGGGUUCAUUCUCAUGACCGUCUGGGCUGUUGUCUUCACGAUUGCUCUGUCGUUUGAGCAUAUAUCCUGGAUGCCGUACCUGAGCAUGGCCUGCAUCUUCACCUACAUCCUCAGCUUCGGCAUGGGACCAGCUGGAGUGACCGGCGUUCUGCCCACAGAGAUCUUUAAUCAGACAGCUCGGCCAGCAGCCUACAUGAUUGCUGGCUCCAUGAUGUGGCUCAACCUUUUCGUCAUUGGAAUGAUCUUCCCUUUUCUGGUGAGCGAGUUGAGUGAGUACUGCUUUGUGCCUUUCGCAGUGGUCUGCCUGUUGUCUGCGUUGUAUGUCGGCCUGUUUCUGCCUGAGACCAAAGGGAAGUCUCUGUCAGCCAUCACAAGUGAAUUCCACAAGCUCAACUUCAAAGGCCAGGACAAAAAGUGUGCAUCGCAAACUCAAGCUCAGUAUCAGCUGGGUGAAGUGUGUCUUUCCACGGCCUUGUAGACAGACUUUUUCUCCUGAAAAAUCACAUCCACCGUACGCCUCACUUUGACCUGAUCUGCGUGAGCUGGAAGAAGUCACGCACAGUCUUACAGGAACGGAGGAAUGUUCACUUUCAUAUCACCGAAAGCAACUUAGAUCUACUAUAGCUCCUUUAUCUGGAGUGUGUCUUAUAUGAAGAGAAUUUAAAGGACUUAUCUUUGACGUCUUCACAUAUAUACACUUAUGUUUUGCUACUCUGUGUCACUGAUUGACAUGAGACAAAAGUAAUUAAAACUACUAUGUAUUCAACUAACUGUGGCAGAAGAAAAAUAAUCUGCUACGUAGGAAGUGGUGUGUUUUAUGUUAUCAGACACAGAGGUUGUUUGGAAUAAAUUGAAAAAUAACUGGAUAGGUAGCAUGAGCACUUGUAGUCACCAUUGCUGAAAAAUGGUGAGUAUAAGUGCUCUGAAAACACGUCUCACAUUUAUUUAUGAAGGUGUUUUUAGGUAAAGAAUAAAACAUUUCAGCCUAGCAAAUAAACAAUAAUGAAUUUUAUUUCUUCAGUAAUUAAUUGUUUAAUGGGACAAAGAAAACAGUUGUUACCAGCAUAGUUAUUAAUGACUAUGGCAAACGAUGUCCUUACUUUAACUUCUCAACAACCAACAGGGCAGUGAAGUCUUUGCUGUGUGGCAGAUGUUGCACCAUGUUAAAGAGAAUAUGGUCUAGAUAGAAACAAAGAGUUAAUUUGAUAGAAACAAAGAGUUAAUUUGCACCUUAUUAAAUAUAAACUGUAUGCAUCAGUGUGCACACCUCAUUCAUAACAAAAGGUAUCAUGAUGUUGAGCAUUCAUGCUAUUGGUAAUCACUGAAAUUGUAAAAUCCGCUGUUUUUACAUGAGUGGAAUAUGUGCAGUUGUUUAUGUUGAAUAUUGCUGUCAUUCUUUUUGUUUUAAUGAUCUAACUCUGAGCCAAUAAAAGUAUCUUAUAAUGAGUUUUAAAAUAGCUUUUCAUAUAAAAGUUUUCAAUGAGAUCAUCAAAAGGUGCCUUUCAAACAUAAUACAGUUAUAAGGUUACAUCAAAUUAAAUUUGUCUGGUGUCAAAGGUAGGACUGUAAAGUUAUUUUAUUUUAUUUACCCACUAUUGGUUUGGUGAGCACAUCACCCACUCACACACAUUCACUACAACCACAACAAUAACUAAUCGUUCUAUUAAUUGUUUUUUUAUGUGAGAGUAUUUUACCUGACAGCUGGGAAGCUUUUAACUAUGUCUUUGAGUUUAGGUAGGAAGACUGUAUCCUCUGUUUGUUGGUUUUAUAGGUUUUUUUUGUAUACACUAAAAUGAGUUUAAAUGAUCAAAAUAUGACUGAGAACCCUUAACCUCUGUCCCAGACCCACUGGUAGGGCUAAGCUUUGUUCCCACUUUAAAGUCUACUGUAGUUCCCAAGGUUUCUAAAGAUACCCAAAUGUAAGGCUGAAUUUUUGAUGUGUUUAAAAUGGUGCACAAGACAUUAAAAACAUUUGAUUGAUAUUUGAUGAAGCGAUGCAGCCAUUAAAAGAACAACAUCUUAGCUUUGAAUAUUUCACUUUGUAUCAGCAUCUUAUACCCUCAACGAUACAACCCGUCCAAAUCAAAAUGUGAUAUUGUCAUACAGUGUGGAAAAUUAUCUUUUAUAACUGGACAAAAAUAGCGGAAAUGACAUCAAUGAAAUCAAGAUGUUAAAUAAAUUCUUUACAAAAUGUUCUCCCAGAAGGCAAAUGUUAAGUCACUACACACUUACAUGUCAGUUGCUGACCUACAAAAAGUGGUACAUGUUUUUACCUAUUCUCGGCUUGAUUAUGUGCUUGUGUAAAAUCAGUGGAGUGCCUCUUUAAUGUGUGCAUGUACUGUAUUUACACAGGAUGACUAAUGAUGUAUAAUGUAUGAGCUCCACGUGAGCAUAAAUAUGCAGCAAAUAAUCGAUGAACCACCAUCUGCACAUCUGACCUGCAAGUCCUUUUUUGCC